AACAUACCUUAGCUAUCACCAUUGCUGGGCAUGAUACGCCAGUGUGACAGAAAACGUACAUUCUAAAGUAAUCGCAGCCUUGGAGAGUGCUCAAUGAGUUCCGCACCCCACCUAAUGUUCAUCGUCAGAUACCUCCCGCACUCGCCAUUUCUGGCCGCAGUGUGGCAAUUCGCUACCACACAAGGUGCGGGCCUGCGGAAUUUUGUCUGGAGACUCCUCGGCAGACACCCGAUGCCGUUAGUUGAGACAAAAGUCGAGAAAGAUACUCAGAUGUCUCUAUCACAUCCCCGUCGUAUCAAAUACUGGCCCAUCCCGGGGUCCUGGCAACGAAGGGAACAUCCUAACUGGCCCGACUCCGUGUUCCAGAUUCCUGAAAAUGUACCACAUGGUGCCAUCUACCACAUCACAAAAGGGAAGCAGGUCGGCCACGGGGCAACAGCGCAUGUUGAGCGGCUCCCAUCGGGCCAUGUCGUGAAAUACUCAAGGUCAAACCCAUACUCGCCCAAGGAAGAGGAAGACCAUCGCAGGAAUAUGAGGAUAGAGGCUGAGGUCUACCAAAGAAUUGGGGACUGCCCGUAUAUUCCUGGGUUAAUCAACUGGGACCCCGAGACUUGCUGCUUAACGCUAGAGUACCUCGAGAAAGGAGACCUCGCGAUGUACGCGAAAGAGACGGUACUGAUCCCCGAUGAGAUUCGACAGCGUUGGACCCUACAGGCAGCAGCGGCGCUGAGAGCACUCCACGCAGCAGAAAUUAUCCACUGCGACGUCACGCCGCGUAACUUUAUACUAAACGCGACCCUCGAUCUUCACAUUGCCGACUUCGCUGGCAGUUCGGUUGCCGGCUCAAUCCUACUGUCGCGGCCGGACCGAGAUUUCUCCCCCCUGGCUGGAGCUGGCACCGCGCAGUGGAAAAGACUGACGAUAUCUUCGCCCUCGGCUCGGUCAUUUACUUUAUCAUGGUCGGAGAGGAGCCCUAUGCUGACCUAUCAGAGGAUGAAGUAGAGAAGCUGUUUAGGGAAGCAGUUUUUCCCGAUGUAUCUCGCCUGGCCUGUGGGGCAGUGAUUCGGGGCUGCUGGGACGGGACAAUAGAGACAGCGGAACAGGCCGUCCAUUCUUUAACUGAAUUGUAUGCCACAAUUCCAAGGGCAGCUUGAGCGGAUUGACAG
Ilyonectria robusta is the source of this 1166-nucleotide messenger RNA. RefSeq names its product kinase-like domain-containing protein. Gene Ontology annotation, cellular component: cytoplasm. Gene Ontology annotation, molecular function: ATP binding; protein serine/threonine kinase activity. Gene Ontology annotation, biological process: protein phosphorylation. The record is from RefSeq and is a predicted model, not a curated record. NCBI's taxonomy places the organism in Eukaryota, Fungi, Ascomycota, Sordariomycetes, Hypocreales, Nectriaceae. The coding region runs from base 94 to 1002 and encodes 302 amino acids. The transcript is spliced from 2 exons.